Molecule: messenger RNA, 1102 nt
Organism: Desarmillaria tabescens
Lineage: Eukaryota; Fungi; Basidiomycota; Agaricomycetes; Agaricales; Physalacriaceae
Product: Aldo/keto reductase
Exons: 9
Coding region: 105-998 (297 amino acids)
Molecular function (GO): oxidoreductase activity, acting on NAD(P)H as acceptor
Source: RefSeq, a predicted model, not a curated record
GGUACCACGGUCACGUUACUUGAUGAGUCAACUACUUUAACGUGGGAUCUGCGCCGCGCGAUCGUCGCAACACCAUCUUGCACCAACUCCAGGACUUCAACGAGAUGCCUUGGGACCCUGUAAAGCUCAAUAAUGGCCAUUCUAUGCCCAGCAUAGCUUUCGGAACGUGGAAACUCGGAAACGGUGAUGGCCCUAUAUCCCAGGUUGACCAAGCAAUCUCUGUCGGAUUCAACCACUUUGAUACCGCUCAAAGCUACAGAAAUGAAACAGAAGCUGGAAUUGCGAUUCGUGAGAGCGGUCUGGCGCGAAAUGAGGUAUUCAUUACUACCAAGUACUCCGGGCUGGACGGACUGGAUAUCAAGACGUCUAUCCAGAAUAGCUUGAAGAAUCUGGGAGUCACCUACGUGGACCUGUAUCUUAUUCAUCACCCACGACUCGCUGUUCCCGAUAUACCUACCGCGUGGAAAGAGAUGGAAGCUCUCCAAGCACAAGGGCUGGCAAAGAGCAUCGGUGUGAGCAACUUUGGAGUCAAUGAGAUCGCGUUGUUACUGGCCUCUUCAAAUAUAAAACCUGCAGCUAACCAGAUAUUGCUUCAUCCAUAUGUCUACGCCCGGCAGAGUCCUGUCGUUGACUACUGCCAGAAGGCCGGUGUUGUCAUCGAAGCCUACAGUCCUCUUAUUCCAAUUACAACGCUUCCGGGAGGCGCAGUAGAUAUUCCAGUUAAUGAUCUCGCCAAAAAGUAUGGCGUCACCCCUGACCAGAUCCUUCUGGCAUGGACAAAGUCGAAAGGUGCUGUUGUCGUAACGACGAGCUCGAAGAAAUCCAGGUUGGAAGGAUAUCUGAAUGCUGGGGACCUUGAACUCACCCCUCAUGAAAUUGCUGCUAUCGAUUUAGCGGGUGCGGCUGAGCCCACACACUUGAAGUUUACGCGUCGUGUCGCUGUAACGUGUCUUGGACUCGCCAUUGCGUGGGGAACUCUGCGCGCGCUGGGAUAUUGAGAUGAGCCGCCUUCACAAUGUAUACUGUGUACCACUACUGUCAAACUACAUAAGCGCUUGCUUUCUGAAAUCUGAGAGUGGCUGUGUCCGCCGAGUGCCGCGGC